This is a messenger RNA of Paramuricea clavata, 1655 nucleotides long. The record is from the annotation of a GenBank genome assembly. NCBI's taxonomy places the organism in Eukaryota, Metazoa, Cnidaria, Anthozoa, Malacalcyonacea, Plexauridae.
AUGGUAAGAUGUUUUUUAAUGAUAUUUAUUCAAAUCCUGCAGUGUUAGGAGUGAUUAAUGUAUUUUUGUUGAUUUUCAGACUACCUAUACUGAUAAAGGUCCCAAGGUAUUACAUAAUAUUUUUAAAGUGCUUUUCAUACAUUAAUUAAAAUGUUAUUAUUAAAAAGUUCCUUUAAUUACUUAAUGCGUUGCGUUGUCGCUUUUCAGACUCUUUAAACUGGUGUGAUUUUGAACUGAUAUGUUUUACUGAGAGUAAAUUUGAAUUUAGAAGUCACGUCCAUAUGUCAAAUUGUCACGCAAAUUGACGUGUAGGGUGGGUAGGUGGGUCAAAACCAUCCCUGUGACAUUUUAAAAUAAACUUACCAUAAGCAGGGACAUUGCUAUUGUGUGUAGGGGAGGGUGUAACAUCCCACACAAACUUUUUACCUUGUAAAAAACCAUCUCACAAGCACUCAGUUUUUCCAUCGCAAAUGAUCAACAUUUCUUUUCUCCCAUAAGUUUCAAUACAUUUGAAGUUGAGCACCAUGUGUACAGCACCAUGUCAAACACUGAAACCUACAAACAUGCAUAACGUCUAGUUGUGAACUUCCCUUUUCUAGCCAGAUACUGGGCGAUUUCUGGCAUUUGAUCACGUCACACUUUGGGUUGGUAAUGCUAAACAGGUAAUGGACCUGUCUUUAUUGUUUUACUCUGUCUAAUGCCAAAUAUAAUUUUUCUCAUCAAGGGAAGAGUGCUAGUACUCAAUGGGUUAAUAGUUCUUUAUUAUUCCAGGCUGCAUCAUAUUACUGCACUCGUUGGGGAUUUGAGGUAAUCGGAUAUAAAGGCCUGGAAACUGGCUCAAGAGAGGUUGUGUCAUAUGCCUUACGUCUGGAUAAGGUAUGGAACUACAACUCGUACAAUUAAAUUAUCCCAGCCUGAAUCUAUAUUAACCUUCUUUUAAAAUGUCCUCUUCCCAUUUCAGAAGAGUUUCCCCUCCCCUUCUUCAUGAAUGUCCCCCACCCUAUGGUAAUAGGUGUUCUAGCUUCUCCCUUGAAGAAUGUCCUCCUGUCCACUAGGAAUCCCCACCCUCCAUGCUAUGCGAUGUUCUCUGCCCUUGAAGAAACACACCCUCCCCUAACCCCCUGCCUCCUUGCAAAUUCACCCACUGAUAUUCACCCCCUCUGACCCUCUCUUGAAGAAUCUUUAGGCGUAAAAAAAAAUACCUGUGGUUCCGGUUCCCGACCGACCCUAUUUUUUUCUGCCGACCCUAUUAUUUUUUCAAUGCGAUUGACCGUGCGACCCUAUUUUCUCCAGGUGGUUGCGGGCUGCUCAAUCAGCGUGCCAAAAUGGCAUCUGUUGUCACACUAAUUAUUGAACCAAAUUGCCUAAAUUCGUCCAUAGAAAAUACGCAUCCCUAGUUAAUAUUGAUGUCUGGACUCUACUGCAAAUCGCCCAGCAAAAAAACGCCAAAACCACACAGGGUUUUUUUUACGCCUUUUAUCUGCCAUAUCAAACUUGAUCAUCCAAUGUUAUGAUAAAAAGGAGCUUUGCUAAGCAUCAGUGUGUAUUAAUGAUCACCCAUGCCAACCAUCAUUGAUUCACCUUGUAUGGUCUUUUUUGGUAGAUUGUGUUUGUUGUACAGUCUCCAUUGAACCCAACAGGAACAACAUCAGAAA